AUGGAGCGGUAUCUCUUCGGGCGGAACCCCACGGACGACAAAAUGCUGCGAGAAGUACAUUUGGGCCGGGUGAAUCCGAUAAUCAGGGCCAGGCUUGUGCCGGACCCUACGCUGAUAUGUCGGGUAUCGGGGAGUAGUGAGUGGAAGGAGGAGAGGAUUGCAGAGGAUAAUUAUAAAGUUGAUGGUAUUGGGCCGAUGGAUGGAAUUCCUAAAUCGCUAUCACUCCUGUCUGAGGCUGAACAGUCCUUUGCCUCGGCAACCAAUGACCUCUUACAGAAUAUUCCCACUGGGGGCUUGGCGACGAUAUAUCAACUGCUGGACUUGGUUGCCAAUGACCAACAUGGUAGAAUAGCCCUCCUAUUGAUAGCGCGCUUCGUGCAGUCAACAGUUGACAGAUUCGUUGGUAUUGGGGGAAUCGGAUCCAUCCCUCUCCGCUACAUGCGGCUUAUGGCCUUUCUUGCCCGAGGCAGCGUACUGCUCUCUGCUGCAGCUGCUGCUCGUCAUCAUCCUCAUCACCAGCAGACCAAGGAUGAUGAUGGAAGUGCCAUCAUCACUGAUGAGCAGUUCCAAGUGUAUUCCUCUCAGUCUACGGUCACUAUGUUCACUUGUUGGGAGUCUAGCAAGACUAGCUUUGGACACAUCCUUGCCACAGUCGAUGGCUCAGAGUGCUCAGGGAGGAGGUUAUCCAAUGUCCCCAAUCCUGCCACCGAGAGGUUCCCAGACUCCUAG
Molecule: messenger RNA, 729 nt
Organism: Perkinsus marinus ATCC 50983
Lineage: Eukaryota; Perkinsozoa; Perkinsida; Perkinsidae
Exons: 7
Coding region: 1-729 (242 amino acids)
Source: RefSeq, a predicted model, not a curated record